AUGGAUGCUUCGUCUAAUACAGUUCAAGGCAAGCCAGAGGGACCAGGAGAUCCAGUUUCCUCAGGGCAAGCUGCCUCGGACCUGAGUCAGUCUGUCGGCUCCAGCCGUGAUGGCCAGCCGCAAAGAACACCAUCACUGAGCAACAUGAACAAGUCCUCACACCGCCAAAGUUUUGCAGAUAAUCUUCGGAAUGCUCCUUCAUCGCCCCGUCAUCGACACCCUUCCUUCACCCAGGCGGCAGUUCAAGAACUAUUGAACCAUCCACCAUCCGGGCAACGGCAUGCAAACCACAUGUUCGCUGGAAGAGAGUGGGGUGAGAUCACCGUCGGAGAAUUGGUAUCAUCAGAUGACGUGAAGUGGGUUGAGUUGGACAGCAGCGUAGAGGAAGCCACCUUGACAUUACUGAAGAGCAAAACAAAUGUUGUUCUUGUGAGAGAAUCAAGCUCGGCUUCUACUGCACUAGCGGUUUUCGAUUAUUCGGAUCUCAAUGCUUAUCUUCUAGUAGUUGUUGGCCUCUCAAAACCAGAACCACAUCAAAUCGAGCUGUAUAAUGAUAUUAUGCUCAACGCUCGGGAAGGAAAAGUUAUUUCACUGCGCCAAAUACAACCCCUGUGUAGGCAGGAGCCGCUCGUUGGAGUUCCAUCUAGUGAUAAUUUGUCCCAGGCUAUCGAGAUACUGGGUAGCGGAAUUCAUCGUCUACUCGUUACUAGUCCACACGGCGCAGUGGUAGGCGUAAUGAGUCAGCUUCGGAUGGUUGACUUCUUCUGGAAUGAAGGCGUCAACUUCCCUGAAGUUGAUCGCUUAUAUCCCGUCAUGUUACGAGACUUGGGUGUAGGAGCCCAACAAGUCAUCUCUGUCAACUCGGAUGCUCCUCUUUCGGAGGCUCUGACUCUCAUGAAUGAUGAAGGCUUGACUAGUGUGGCAGUAGUUGACAACGGACAAAACGUUGUUGGAAAUAUCUCAACCAAGGACAUUCGGCAUCUCACAUCUGCAUCUAGUGCUCCGCUACUCGACGGAUCUUGUAUGCAUUUCAUAUCCGUUAUAUUGAAUGAGCGAGGCGUUGAAAAAGGCCGUGACGCCUUCCCAGUCUUUUUCGUCAACACGUACUCUACUCUUGCGCACACUGUUGCCAAACUGGUGGCUACCAGGUCUCACCGCAUGUGGGUUGUGGAGUCUGCAUCACCAUCACCGUCUAGUCCAGCUACUCCGUUAUUGGGGCCGCAGGUCAUGGCCGGGACACCCCAAACCUUGAACACAGCGUCUACAGGGCCUGCUCCUUCCAGCGCAGUGCCUGCUUCUGCGAUGCCGGGGGCACGCCUCUCUGGGAAGUUGAGUGGUGUGAUUUCUUUGACUGACGUUCUCAAUAUUUUCGCAAAGUUUACUGGCCUGCAUCCUACCGACCCUGGGGAGCAACGAGCACGGCGGCGAAGAAGCUCGAGCAGCUCAAUUCGCCCUAGCCUAGACUCUGCAAGGCAGAGCCUUGACUUUCGUCGAUAA
Messenger RNA from Pochonia chlamydosporia 170, 1497 nucleotides. RefSeq names its product CBS domain-containing protein. Gene Ontology annotation, biological process: regulation of mitotic metaphase/anaphase transition; cellular response to glucose starvation. Lineage: Eukaryota; Fungi; Ascomycota; Sordariomycetes; Hypocreales; Clavicipitaceae. The record is from RefSeq and is a predicted model, not a curated record. Bases 1 to 1497 code for a protein of 498 amino acids. The transcript has 3 exons. Gene Ontology annotation, molecular function: protein serine/threonine phosphatase inhibitor activity.